Molecule: messenger RNA, 3045 nt
Organism: Cyprinodon tularosa
Lineage: Eukaryota; Metazoa; Chordata; Actinopteri; Cyprinodontiformes; Cyprinodontidae
Gene: ric8a
Product: RIC8 guanine nucleotide exchange factor A
Exons: 14
Coding region: 53-1939 (628 amino acids)
Biological process (GO): G protein-coupled receptor signaling pathway
Cellular component (GO): plasma membrane; cytoplasm
Molecular function (GO): guanyl-nucleotide exchange factor activity; G-protein alpha-subunit binding
Source: RefSeq, a predicted model, not a curated record
UUUAAACGCAGCACUUGAUUUGAGCAAAUCCUGUUUGUUCUAAUCGCAUCUGAUGGAUCCAGGAUGCAGACAUCAUGCUGUCAUUGGUCAGCCCUGUCAGCCAGUAGCCUCUGAUAUAAUCUGCAGCCUGACGGACCAAGCAGGACCGCAUCUAGCUCUGACAGCGGCUCGGUUCUCCCAUCACAGCACCGGCAUGGAUUUACCUGGGAUUAUAGAGCAAAUGGAGGCAGGAGAGCAAGACAGGGCCCUGGUGGCGUUACAGAGCUUCAACAAAGAGAUGAGCCAGUGCUUCACAUUCAGCAGAGAAGACAAUCAGGAAAGAGAGCAUCUGGGAGAGCUGUUGCUCAACUUCCUUAACAGAGAGCUGCAACCUUCCUGUCUGCUGGCGUGUCUAGAAACGGUUCGAAUCCUGACCAGAGACAAGCAUUGCUUGGAUCCCUUCAUCGGCCGCUCAGCCAUGCUCACUCUCGCCCGCUACGCAGGCAUUGCCAUUGACCAGCCUGCUCACACUAAUCAAGGCUUAUUGGAGGAGAGCAAAGCGGCUGAUUUGGAGGAUGGAGAUCCUGGUGCGCUGCUACAGGAGCCCCCCCCUCCUUCAGAAAACCCUGACCAAGAAGUGAUUGUUGAGGCUCUGAAGUCCAUCUGUAACAUCCUGCUCCACAGUGAGAGCGGACAGGUGGUAGCAGCAGAUCUGCACCUCAUUACCGGCGUAGCAGAGAGACUUAAGCAAUGGAAACGUCCCACCUGGAACCAUGAGGUCCGUUUCUCUGAUCUGCGACUCACCUUCCUGCUGACGGCGCUGAGGGUGGAUGUCCGUGCACAGCUGGCCCAGGAGCUUCAUGGAAUCAAACUUCUAGGCAACCAGUUAGAAGCCACCCUGUGUCUCUGUUGGCCAGAUCCACUGGUGACGGCCAGGAAAGGCUAUGAGGGAGUCCCACCCGAGGAGCUGCCCCCGCUAAGCAGGCAGCAGACGGAGUUAGCCAUGGAAAUACUGAAAAUCCUUUUUAACAUCACAUUUGAUGCAAACCGACGAAAGGUUGACGAGGAGGAGGCAGCGGAGUACCGACACUUGGGCGCUCUCCUCAGACACUGCCUGAUGAGCCGAGCAGAUGGAGAGGAGAGGAGCGAGGAGUUCCACAGCCAUACUGUGAAUUUGCUGGGGAACCUGCCGCUGCUGUGUCUGGACGUGCUGCUACUCCCCAAGGUGGAACAGGGCUCCAUCGAGUACAUGGGAGUCAACAUGGAGGCUGUGAACAUGCUGCUGGAAUUCAUGGAGAAAAGACUGGAACGGGGCCAGAAGCUGAAGGAGACUCUUCUGCCAUCUCUGAACCUGCUGACUGAGAGUUCCCGCAUCCAUCGAGAGACCAGGAAAUUCCUCAGGUCAAAAGUGCUGCCACCCCUUCGCGACGUGAAAAACAGGCCAGAGGUGGGAAAUGCUCUGAGGAACAAAUUAGUCCGUCUCAUGACGCACAUCGACACCGAUGUCAAGAACUGUGCUGCUGAAUUCCUCUUUGUGCUCUGCAAAGAAAGUGUUUCACGGUUCAUCAAGUACACUGGAUACGGUAACGCUGCUGGUCUGCUGGCUGCCAGGGGUCUGCUCAGAGGGAGCAGAGACUCUGGGAUCUACUCUGAAGAUGAAGACUCGGAGACCGAAGAGUACAGAGAGGCCAAACCCCACAUAAACCUGAUCACCGGCGUAGUGGAGGAGGAGCAGCCCAACCCCAUGGAGGGAAUGAGCGAGGAGCAGAAGGAGUACGAGGCCAUGAAGCUCGUCAACAUGUUCGACAGACUUUCCAGGACCAGUGUGAUCCAGCCCAUGCAGUUUGGUUCAGACGGGAAGAUGAGAGCGAUGACCACAGAAGAUCUGAAACAGCUGACCACCAACCCGCUGCUCCAGGCAGAGGAGCCCGCUGAUCCAGACAGCGAGGACGAAGCCUAGAUAACACGCCACCAUGGUUCAAACGGCGUGACGUCACUGCUACCAUCUAUAACCGUAUCCAGUGACUCGCACCACGCCGCUCCUCUGUCCGUGUUCUGAUUGGACGAGAGGGGAAGCUGUUUAGCAUAAGUGAGAAAGCAGCAUUUAUUCAGCUCCGAAUUAACCAAUAAGAACUGAUCGAUUACUAUUAGCUCUGGUGUUUGAAGAUAUUUUUACUUAAUCCUACGAAUUAGAUUCAGCGUCACCAUCAGAAGACUUCAGGAAUAAAAUCUUCACUGUUUUUUUUUUUUUUUAAGUGGCUUUAAAUGAGGGGAAUGCAAGGAGCUGCUCCCUGGAGGAAAAGUUUUUAGAUGUUUGAGAGAUUGUAGAGCUUUUUACAAGAUGAACGAUGUUACUGAUAGAGACGAUGUAUUUUAAAACAAUGCUGCUUAGUUCAUGCAUUUGAGAGACAGCUUUAUUUUUGAAACAGGGUUUAAUUAAAACAUAUGGAUGUUAUUUUUCAGUACGCCCCAAAAAUAUUUUAUUUCAAUAAGUAAAAUAUGGGGUGCCGUUUGUAAAGUAAAGCAUUUUAAAAAUGAGGGGAAAUAUUUUGGGUUAUUUAGCGUGUGUAGAAGCAAGGAUGCAUUUUUGUCUUGUCUCUAAGGGCAGGGUGCAUGUGUUAGAGGUAUGUAUGGGCAUGUGUGGGUGGAGCUAUAAGUGGGUGUUGGCAUGUGUGGGUGGAGCCUAAUGAUUGUCUAAUGAAUAUCAACUGGAUCUGCUCAGGGGCUGUUUGAUUCAGAAAGAGGCUAAGGCAGGGUGCCAAUAUUUCUGUUGACCGCAAGUUUAAAGUUAAAUAAGUCUGCAAGUCUACCUGUUGUACAAAUCUUCACAGAAAAAGGGUACAAUAAACAUCCCUAACUGCAGUAAAGCUUUAGGUUUCCUCCUUGGAUUCAACACGUCGAACAGAUCCUUGCUCUCCUCUCCGUGACUAAUUUUUGGAUGAUAGUCACAUUAUCUUUUAAGAGAAAAAUAAGGGGGUUAUUUUUUUCCAAAUAAUUUUUUCACUAUCUCAAUCAUUCAUUUAUAAAAAUCUUACUUUGUUAAAUAUUUAAUUUGGAGCUAAAUAU